AACUACUACCGUACGUAACGUACUGGUUGUGUAAACAAAACAAAAUCAAGAAUGAAGGAAAUAAUAAUAAACUAUUUCUAAAUUUUAUUAUUCAUGAUAAUCGGACAAUUUAGACUGAACAUGUACUGAUUAUUUACAAACUGUAUUAGGUAUUGUAUAUUGUUUGCUUCUUAUCAAAUUGACAAUUAUUAAUUGCAUACCUCCAAGUAAUUUUGUUACAACCGCUAGCAAUGCCCAGUCAGUAUGAAGAAGAACGUACUUGGGAAGCACCAAACCACAAUCAGUAUGAGGAAGAAGGUAAUGAAGAUAUCAUUGAAAAUCCUGAAGAAGUCCUACAGGAAUGUUUGGAAAAAUUUAAGACUCCAGAUUACAUAAUGGAACCUGGAAUAUUUGGACAACUUAAACGAUAUUUUCAAGCAGGAGGUAAUCCUGAGCAAGUUAUUGAACAAUUGUCUAUUAAUUAUAGUGCUGUGGCACAAAUGGCAAAUUUAUUAGCAGAAUGGCUUAUACUGGGAGGUGUAAAAGUGACAGAAGUUCAAGCAAUGGUAGAAAAUCACUUGAAAGACAUGAUUCUUAAAACUUUUGAUCCCAAAAAAGCAGACACCAUAUUUACUGAAGAAGGUGAAACACCAGCUUGGUUAACAGAAAUGAUUGAACAUCCUACUUGGAGAUCAUUAAUAUAUAGAUUAGCAGAAGAGUAUCCUGACUGUUUAAUGCUUAAUUUUACCAUCAAGCUAAUAUCUGAUGCUGGUUUUCAAGGGGAAAUAACCAGUAUAUCCACUGCUGCUCAACAAAUUGAAGUAUUUUCCAGGGUUCUCAAGUCAGCCAUUGUAGGAUUUUUGCAAAGUUCAGAUGAUUGGCAAAAUAGUGUAAAUGAAUGUGCAAAAAUGGUAUGUCAUGGUGCUCAUACUUAUGUAUACAGCCAAGUAAUCGUUCACAUAUUAUCUCAAGAGCCAAGAGGAGGUGCUAUUAUGAAAAGACUCAGUCAAGAAAUAACACGUUGUGCUCAACAAGGUGGACACGACGUGACACCUAUCACACUGUCGCUGACUGCCGGCGAGAGCUAUCGUAACGCCCGCACUGCACUCGCCGCUAUGCUAUCACGGGGUGCUCUCAACCCUGCUGAUAUUUCCGUAUUGUUUCGAGCGUACACACAACCGGAACCACCACCAGUUCAUCUACUACGCAUUCCUCAAUUUUUAGAACUACUAGUGGACUCGCUAUUCAAGCUUGGCAGCAAAUUAAAUCCUGAACAUAAAUCAAAAUAUAUGUAUCUAUUGGCGUAUGCUGCUAGUGUAUGUGAAGGAGUGACGCCAGGAAGACCAGUAAAAGACGAACUUAAAGCUACAGUACAAGCUAUAGAAAAAGUACAUGCUGUAUGCAACAGCUCUGCCAGCUCCAGCGAAUUGAUUGCUGAAUUACCUACAUUAUAUCAUUGCAUAAGAUUUCCUGUUGUUGGUAUGGGUGUUUUAGUGUGGGUCGAAUGUGUUGUAACAGAGCCUUCCUAUUUCAAGUUAUGCACUGAGCACUGUCCAGUUCAUUUAGCAUUGUUAGACGAAGUAGCUUCAUGCCAUCAAUUGCUUCACCAUAGACUAUUGAAGUUACUUGUGCAGUUAUUUGAAUCACCGCAAGAUGAAUUAGAAAUUCUAGUGCAGUUGGAAUUAAAAAAAAUGUUGCUUGACCGCAUGGUAAAUUUACUAAGCCGCGGUUGUGUAGUACCUGUAUUACGGUACAUCAAGCAGUGUUGGCAACGUGGGGAUACAGAUAUUUCCCUAAUAAGAUAUUUCAUCACUGAGGUUCUAGAUGCAAUAGCUCCACCAUAUACCCCAGAAUUUGUGCAACUUGUAUUACCGAUGGUUGAAAACGAAGAAAUCACAGGCACAAUGAGAGCCGAAGGCGAAAACGAUCCGGUUUCCGAAUUUAUAGUUCACUGCAAGGCGCAUUAUGUGGUGGUUUAAUAAUUCUACAGUUUAUAUAAAUGAAUAAGUCUCGAAUUAUAGUUUGUAGCUGUCUCAGCAAAACACUACAUAUUAAAAAAGUGAAGCUGUGUUCUAUAGAGGUAGAAGUAAAAAUAGUAGACAUUUUUAUAAAAUGGCAUAAUAGAUACAUGUAUUUGAUUAAUAUUAAAAUAUUAUUUUAUUUGACGAAACGCUUACGCAUAUACUUUUUAUUAAUUCACGCGGCGCCAUCUAGUCAUGUUUGUAUUGUGUGAAGAAUCGACUAAUGGAUUAUUAAACUGCUAGACUACCGAGUUAGUAGAGACCACAUGGAAAUUAGCUAUAAAAUUUAUUUUAAAAGUGCCAAUGUGUGCAUAAAUUUAUGAUUUAUUUGAUUAUGAUUUUACGGCUUCACUUAAUAUGUAGUAAAUGGACCACCACAAAGAACUUACUUCACUCGAUAUGGGGUAUUCUAUUUUUAAUUAUGAGUGUAUUAAUAUAUAAAAAUUAUUCAGCUGUAGUCUUUUAUUUUAUCAAGUAAUAGUAUUUAUAUAGUUCACAAAUAUUUUAUAAGAAAUUGCAAUUUAUGAUAUCCUGUCCUAUCUUUGUCCUCUUAUUAGAAGAAAUAUGUUUUAACAUAUUUCCCUUAAUGAGAGAACAAAAAUAGGAUAAAGACAGUGAUUGGCUCAUUUUUUUUGACAAAG
Achroia grisella is the source of this 2641-nucleotide messenger RNA. It is a transcript of the gene TH1, whose product is annotated as negative elongation factor D-like. The record is from RefSeq and is a predicted model, not a curated record. Lineage: Eukaryota; Metazoa; Arthropoda; Insecta; Lepidoptera; Pyralidae. Gene Ontology annotation, cellular component: NELF complex; nucleus. Gene Ontology annotation, molecular function: RNA binding. The transcript is spliced from 12 exons. The coding region runs from base 231 to 1958 and encodes 575 amino acids. Gene Ontology annotation, biological process: negative regulation of transcription elongation by RNA polymerase II.